Molecule: messenger RNA, 2700 nt
Organism: Megalobrama amblycephala (Wuchang bream)
Lineage: Eukaryota; Metazoa; Chordata; Actinopteri; Cypriniformes; Xenocyprididae
Product: inter-alpha-trypsin inhibitor heavy chain H3-like
Exons: 20
Coding region: 77-2608 (843 amino acids)
Source: RefSeq, a predicted model, not a curated record
CUGCCUUUGAUAACCAAUAGCGGCUUCAUUACAGUGGUCUGUUUGGUGUUCUUUUUCCAUUUCUUCUCAGAUCACCAUGGACAAAGCUGCACUGAGACUAACUUUGUUUGGCCUUCUGUUCACUUGUGUCAACUUGGCUGCUAACAAGAAACAAGAUAUAGAUAUUUACAGCUUCCACAUUAGCUCUACGAUCACCAACCGCUACGCUACCACGGUCAUCACAAGCCGUGUGAAAAACCUGUUAACUCAAUCUCAAGAGAUCCAUUUUGAGGUCAAGAUACCCAAGAAUGCAUUCAUCAGCCAGUUUAAAAUGACCAUUGAGGGAAAGACAUAUGAUGGAGUUGUGAAGGAAAAAGAGGAAGCUCAGAAGGAUUACAGAAGAGUAGCAUGUCUAGGGAAAAGUGCUGGACUGGUCAGUUUCAGUGCUGUUGGAAGGACUUUUGAAGACUUUAAAACAUCAGUGACAGUAGCUGCUCAGAGUAAAGUGACCUUUGAGUUGACCUACGAAGAACUGCUAAAGCGGCGCCAUGACAAAUAUGAGUUACUCAUCAAUGCCCAACCGAUGCAGCCGGUGGCAGAUUUCAAGAUUGAUGUACACAUCCAUGAGAAUCCAGGAAUUACUUUCUUGGAGGUCAAAGGUGGUUUGAACACUAAGGAUCUGGCCAACGCUGUCUCACCCUUAAAAUUAGAAAAAGAUGCAUGGGUGAAUUUCUACCCCACUCGUGACCAGCAAACAAAGUGUGAUGAUUGUAGUGAAAAUGGUCUGAAUGGCAACCUGAUCAUUACAUAUGAUAUUAAGAGAUUAAAUCAAAGAGGAGAUCUGAAGGCUUUAGAAGGCUAUUUUGUCCACUGCUUCGCACCUACAGAUAUUCAGUACAUUUCCAAUAAUGUGGUGUUUAUUAUUGACCGGAGUGCCUCCAUGUCGGGCAAAAAAAUGGAGCAGACUCGUUUUGCAAUGCUGAAGAUUUUGAGUGACCUUGCAGAGGAUGACCACUUCGGAUUGAUUACAUUCAAUGAUCAAAUUCAAACCUGGAAACCUGAACUUCUCAAAGCCACUGAAGGAAAUGUGGAAGAAGCAAAGAUGUUUGUGAAGGGGAUUACAAGUGGAGGAAACACAGACAUAAAUGCUGCAGUGCUAAAAGCUGUGGACAUGAUCAACAAACACCAUCAAGAGGGAUCUGCAUCCAUCCUGAUCCUGUUGACUGAUGGAGAUCCUACUACAGGUGAGACCGACCUAGUGAAGAUUCAGAAAAAUGUGAAAAAGGCCAUUGAUGGAAAAUUUCCUUUAUACUGUUUGGGUUUUGGGUUUGGUGUCACCUUUGCGUUCCUGGAGAAGUUGUCAUUGGAAAAUAACGGUGUUGCUCGCAGGAUCUAUGAGGAUUCUGAUGCUGAUCAACAAUUGCAGGACUUCUACAAGGGAGUGUCCACUCCACUCUUGACUGAUGUCCAGCUUAGCUACCAAGGAGUUGCCGAUUUAACCCAAAACACUUUCAGCCAUUACUACAGUGGUUCUGAGAUUGUGGUGGCUGGUCGUAUCAUUGACAACAGUUUGGACAGUUUCACCUCUGAAGUCACUGCAUUAUCGAAAAGAACUGAAAGGGUAUAUAAUAUUGAAAUACCUAUAGGGAAACUAAACAGUGACAAACCUGGACAGAAGAACUUUAUUGAAAGAUUAUGGGCCUUCCUUACAGUAAAGCAGCUACUGGAGAAAGAAGUGACUCUACAAGGCCAGGAAAAAUACAAUGCAAAGAACAAAGCCCUUGAGCUUUCUCUGAAGUACAAAUUUGUCACGCCGCUUACAUCAAUGGUGGUCACCAAACCCCAGGAUCAGCAAAUCCAGGUUGUCCACAAACCCAAAGAGGGAGAGAAACCAACUAUUUCACCAACAUCAUCAUACGGGGUACCCUGUAUUGUUGAGGGAGGAGCAGCAGCAGCAGGAGUCAUAAUCUUUGAACCAGCAGAGCCAACCUCUCCUCCAUUGAAGAGCAUUAGGAUUUUGAAAUCUUCUGGUAAUGCUAAGCCACUUUGUUACGAUGUUCAUCGUGUUGCUCAGAAAUUCAGACUCCUACAAAAUGACCAAUCAGAGUUUUCUAUGAAUGGACAGCUUGAGACAGUUGGAGGGAAAGGCUUCAGUCAGAUUGCAAUUCAUUACAAAACGCAUCACCAUCUGCUGCUCAGCACUAGUGAGAUUUCCUACUUUGAUGGACAGGACACUGUGAAGUUUUCAUGGGAUCAAGGCCUCACUCACCAUGAGACAGAACACGUGUCUCUGAUUCUGCGGAGUAAUGAAAUGGAUGUUACCAUGGGAAACAUCCGAGUUGUCAUUCUUCUUCAUAAGAAAGAUGAAAAUUUUCUGUGGCCUGCUGUUUGGCAACAGCCAAAAGAUGCUGGUUUCACAGGAAUCUUAGGAGAAGCUGCUAUUUCAUAUGAGGAAAUCCCAGGAUCAUAUACACCAACUUUAAAGUUAAAGAACAAGGAAGUGAAGACAUCUUGGGUGAUGGUGACGAACUACAGAUUUUCUUUUGCUCCUGUCAUUGGAUGUUGGCUCGUACCGUUCAAUGUUGUUGCGCAGCGGGAGCUCUCUGACUUCACUGUCACUCAGUUGUAGAGUUCAGACAAAUUUACUUAAUUUUUCUUGUCAGUUUUCAUGCUGACCUUAAAAAAUGUAACCUAUUCUUUAAAUAAAAUUGUUGAACAAUA